AUGAGGUUAUACUUGGCUGAUUCCAGCAUUAUCAAUCAUUUCGUCUGUUUCGUCUCACCAGGUCCCGGACGACCUGCCCACAAUGCCCAACCUUUGACCUGCUCAGGGGAUCCGAUAGACCCGAACGAGUUGGCGUUACGUGAAGCGCUUCGAGCUGAGAAGCGUCGACAAAAACUGGAGGAACGACAAUUUCGUCUUGAGUCGAAGCGUUGCCGACAACAACAGUCCUCUUCAUGUCAGCACAAUCGUUGCCCCUCUACUCAGCUGAGCCAACAUCAGCAUCAUCAUCAGCAAGAACAACAGCAAGAGCAGAAACAACAACAACAGCAACCACACCUGCUUGCUUUCCAGUACCACUCUCAACAGUAUCCUCCAUCUCACGCUUUAUCCGAAGGCCCGCCUCUUUCGUUCGAUGGUCAGGCCGAUCUUUUUUCACACUUUAGGGUACCGGCUCAUUUGGCAUACCAAGCCAAGCCAGCUCAUUGUCACACAACCCACCAAAUGCUCAGCCCACAGGCACGUCAACCCAUCACAGGCCAAAUAUUACCUCAACUCUCCAGCUCCUGUAGCCCACCGCCUAUCAGCGCUGGACUCCAUCGGUUCGGCAGCCAAGAAGGCGUCAAUAACCCUGGAAUCCCUUGCACCGGCUACUUGGACCCGUCUCAAAUGAUCGCCACUCCAGCAACCCCGGAUUCCGAGUUUGUCGACUUACACCCACAAGUAGGACAAUCACCUCUGCCCCCCCUAAUAUACACAAACGUAUAUAUACAUAUUUAUUUAUUUAUCCAAAAUGUGAGGAACAAGAUGGUAUGGUCGCAGUCUCCCUUUGAUAGCAAAUUACGUCCAACUAAGUCACCCUGA
Molecule: messenger RNA, 861 nt
Organism: Protopolystoma xenopodis
Lineage: Eukaryota; Metazoa; Platyhelminthes; Monogenea; Polystomatidea; Polystomatidae
Source: the annotation of a GenBank genome assembly